AUGCUUGACCAUUUUAUCAGUUCAAUCAAUCAUGACAACAACUCCCACGCCCAUUCACUUAUAAACGAAGCUGUUGUCACCAACACUAUCAUACGCCCUUUCUUCCUACUUGUAUUCAUAUCAUCAUCAGUGAUCUUUGGUGACAAAAGUACAUGCCAAAAUGAGCGUCAUUACAAUGACAUCGUCUUUGAUUCAACAUCAAAUGAUCGUGUGUUCUUUGGAAGAAAGAUCGAUCUGCUGAUCCGUUUCGGCAAAGGUGCUAAGUCCCUAGAACUUUCGAGCAAUGAGUUCAAGAAGCCCACAGCAACGACAUCGCAAGUAAUGGCACAACAGAAUAAGAACUUGCGCGUCAAUGGCUCUCUCCUCAAUCACCUCCGUGCCCUGAACAACAAAUUCUUGGUGUGCUAG
This is a messenger RNA of Lichtheimia ornata, 408 nucleotides long. RefSeq lists its product as uncharacterized. The transcript has 2 exons. NCBI's taxonomy places the organism in Eukaryota, Fungi, Mucoromycota, Mucoromycetes, Mucorales, Lichtheimiaceae. The record is from RefSeq and is a predicted model, not a curated record. The coding region runs from base 1 to 408 and encodes 135 amino acids.